AUAAAGCGUGUGAAGAAAUCUUUCCGGUGUAGUUGGGACGCUUUUGAAAGCUUAAUAUUCGGUUUCUUCAGUUUUGUGCAGCAGUCUGAAAACGCAGUAAUGUUUGAGACCAGUCAAGACGACCUGUUCCUGUUCCCCACUGAAGGCCUGAAUGAGGCGUUCUUCCCCGAGGAGGGUUUAGGUGGUGGUGGUGGUGGUCUAUCUCUAGCUGAGGCCUUGCUUCCCUUGGUCGAGUCUCCCUCUCCCCCAAUGACCCCUUGGCUCUGCUCCACCCGCUACAAGACUGAACUGUGCAGCCGUUAUGCGGAGACGGGUACCUGCAAGUACGCCGAACGCUGCCAGUUUGCCCAUGGCCUCCAUGAUCUCCAUGUGCCCUCCCGUCAUCCCAAGUACAAAACGGAGCUGUGUCGUACCUACCACACUGCUGGCUACUGCGUUUAUGGCACACGCUGUCUGUUUGUGCACAACCUUAAAGAGCAGAGGCCUAUCCGUCCUCGGCGCAGGAACGUGCCAUGCCGUACUUUCCGCGCAUUUGGGGUUUGCCCGUUUGGCAACAGGUGCCACUUUCUCCAUGUUGAGGGAGGCUCUGAAUCAGAUGGUGCUGAGGAAGAGCAAACCUGGCAACCUCCGUCACAAUCCCAAGAGUGGAAGCCUCGUGGUGCCCUCUGCCGCACAUUCAGUGCUUUCGGCUUCUGCCUCUAUGGCACCCGCUGCCGGUUCCAGCAUGGACUUCCCAACACCAUCAAAGGUCACAAUGCCAACCACACGUCCUGGCCUCAGCAGAUGACCAACGGAGGGUCUAUUUCGCCAAUCUCUGACACCUGCACUUCACCAUCUCCACCUUCCUCGUCUCCUACAUCUGCGUUGCCGUCUCCGGUCUAUCCCGACAGCUCCGGUCCCAUCACGCCUCCAUCAGUGGAAGCGGUGGCCAAUAAUGCCUUCACCUUCAGCAGUCAGCAUCUGAAUGACCUGCUGCUCCCUCUGGCCCUUCGGCUCCAGCAGCUGGAGAAAGCUGCCAGUGCUGGUCCUCAAGACGUCCUGGAUAAACCGCUGCUGUAGUGAAGUCUGGCAUGCAGAUGAUCCCUGGAGAUGACUUUUAACUGUGACUGUACUGUGCUGAAUUCAUGUUUAACCCUGCUUUUAUUAGUUACUGUGUACAGUGUGUGUGGGUUUUUUUUUAAUUGCCUUUUGAGACCAAUUCUCAAAUGCUUGCUUUUUAUUUUCUUAAUUUUAAGUCUGUCUUGUACUUCUGAGGACACUUAUUUUGACAGACUGAAUGAAGCCCCUUAAGUGUGUGAACUGAUUUAAUUUUUACUGUUGUACAUAUGAAGGAUUUGAUUUAUGAAUGUUUCUAACUUAUGGAUUUUUCAACUUAAUGACCUUUAAAUUAUAUUAGAAACAUCAACAUCCUUGGAUUUUAAUAAAACCUCUUAAU
Danio rerio (zebrafish) is the source of this 1435-nucleotide messenger RNA. It is a transcript of the gene cth1, whose product is annotated as cysteine three histidine 1. Gene Ontology annotation, cellular component: nucleus; cytoplasm. Gene Ontology annotation, biological process: positive regulation of nuclear-transcribed mRNA catabolic process, deadenylation-dependent decay; negative regulation of translation; 3'-UTR-mediated mRNA destabilization. Gene Ontology annotation, molecular function: mRNA binding; mRNA 3'-UTR AU-rich region binding; metal ion binding. Lineage: Eukaryota; Metazoa; Chordata; Actinopteri; Cypriniformes; Danionidae. The record is from RefSeq and is marked provisional.